AUGCCCUCGGGGCGGCAGGCAGGUGGCAGACCAGCGGGGGCGGGGAGGGCGGCCCCCCCAUCUCUUCACAUCCUCUUUGGCCCUCCCCGUCCUGGGGCCGCGGGCCCCAAGAAACCAAUGGGGAGCCGGCGUACAGCGGCGCACAUCUGGGCCGCUGAGCUGGGCGCCGGGCGGCCAAUCCCGGGACCCGGCGGCUCGUUCCUCCUCCUCCUCCUCCUCCCUCCCUGGCUCGGGGAGGCCCGGCCUCAGCCAAUCGGCGGCGCCGCUCGCGCCGGCUCGGCCACCCCAGCCCCGCCAGCCAGCAGCCCGGCCGCCGCCGCCGCCGCCGCCGCAGUGGCCGCCCCAGCCCUAGCCCCGAGGCGCCAGGACCCCGGGCAGCCCCGGCAGCCGAGCGCAGGACCCAGCGGUUCCUACGGAGUGGUCAAGCUGGCUUACAAUGAAGACGACAAUACUUACUAUGCCAUGAAGGUGCUUUCCAAAAAGAAGCUGGUGCGGCAGGCGGGCUUCCCACGUCGCCCCCCACCCCGUGGCACCAAGCCCCCCUCGGAAGGCUGCAUCCAGCCCAAAGGCCCCAUCGAACAGGUCUACCAAGAGAUUGCUAUUCUCAAAAAAUUGGACCAUCCCAAUGUGGUGAAGCUGGUGGAGGUCCUGGAUGACCCAAAUGAGGACCAUCUGUACAUGGUGUUUGAACUGGUCAACCAGGGGCCUGUAAUGGAAGUGCCAACAGUUAAGCCGCUGACGGAGGAUCAGGCCCGAUUCUACUUUCAAGAUCUGAUCAAAGGCAUCGAAUACUUGCAUUACCAGAAGAUCAUCCACCGGGAUAUAAAGCCUUCCAACCUCUUGGUUGGAGAGGAUGGACAUAUCAAGAUUGCCGACUUUGGCGUGAGCAACGAAUUCAAGGGAACCGAUGCCCUCCUCACCAACACCGUGGGCACGCCCGCCUUCAUGGCACCUGAAACGCUGUCUGAGACUCGGAAGAUCUUCUCUGGGAAGGCUCUGGACGUCUGGGCCAUGGGAGUGACCUUGUACUGCUUUGUCUUCGGCCAGUGCCCUUUUAUGGAUGAACGGAUCUUGUCUUUGCACAGUAAGAUCAAAAGCCAGGCUCUGGAGUUCCCAGACCAGCCCGAUAUUGCCGAUGAUCUGAAAGACUUGAUCGUACGCAUGUUGGACAAGAACCCCGAGUCCAGGAUCAUCGUUCCUGAAAUCAAGCUGCACCCCUGGGUCACAAGGCACGGGGCGGAGCCGCUGCCCACGGAGGAUGAGAACUGCACCUUGGUGGAGGUGACGGAAGAGGAGGUGGAGAACUCUGUCAAACACAUCCCCAGCCUGGCAACCGUGAUUCUUGUGAAGACGAUGAUCCGUAAACGAUCCUUUGGGAACCCCUUUGAGGGCAGCCGGCGGGAAGAGCGCUCUUUGUCUGCUCCUGGAAACCUGCUCACGAAGCAAGGCAGCGAAGACAGCCUCAGGGGCAGCGACCUGCCAAAUGUGGGGGAGGAGGAGGUGGUCUGGUGAAAAUGGCCGCAGGAGUGGAAGCCCAGGCCCCCGGCCCCCCGAUGGAUGACGGGCACCGGCCGCUACCCCCUCCAGGAGAAGUAGUGAUGGAGCCUGAAUAACCUCAGCCGGGGCAUGUCCACAGACCGGCCUGCUCACCUCCACGGGGCCCCAUGCUGCCAACACACACUGUCUCCAUUGCCGCAUGUCCUACCAAAACUGACCACUUGUGUAAAG
Messenger RNA from Gracilinanus agilis (Agile Gracile Mouse Opossum), 1728 nucleotides. RefSeq names its product calcium/calmodulin dependent protein kinase kinase 2 (gene CAMKK2). The coding region runs from base 1 to 1512 and encodes 503 amino acids. The record is from RefSeq and is a predicted model, not a curated record. NCBI's taxonomy places the organism in Eukaryota, Metazoa, Chordata, Mammalia, Didelphimorphia, Didelphidae. The transcript has 14 exons. Gene Ontology annotation, molecular function: protein kinase activity; ATP binding. Gene Ontology annotation, biological process: protein phosphorylation; CAMKK-AMPK signaling cascade; activation of protein kinase activity.